UGCGGACCGCGAGCGAAGGCUGAGAGCGCCGCCGCCGGAGAAGACUGUCGCUCGGCAAGAUCCAGCCAGCGGCGUCCCGGCUUGGCUGGCUAUUUCCCGCCCCAGCCUCAGCCCCCGCCCCCGCCCCUGCCGUCGCAGACACUGACCAGGCGGGUGCGGAGGAACGCUAGAUCCCUUGGCCCUGCGGGAUCCGGCUGGGCCCGGAUCCGCGGCUCGGGAGGGUCUGGAAGUUUGGCAGAGUGUGGUCAGGCUGGGGGAGAAGACACCUGGGGAAUUCAGCGUCUCUGAGGCAACCAGUGAAGGAAAGAGCUCAUUUGGCACCAGAGAGUGAGCAAAGAGCUAAAUACUCUGCCUCCUUCUCCCAGGCGAGGGGUGAGUGAUUCUAAGGUUCCCCAGGAAGCCAUGAUAUUCUCCUUUCCAUUGUGGUUUUGGGAGCAUGAAGGCAUUGCUUACACCCUAUAUCUGGUUCACUGUAUGUAGGCUGGGAGUGUCUGCUCACUGCUUGGUGUGCUGUCCUCUGGAACAUCAGGAAUAAGAUUGAGAAUACUUGCAGUGGACCAUGAGUUGGUAAUGCCCACUGAGGACCUCUGGGAGCCAUGUCAGACGAAUCUGCCUCAGGGAGCGAUCCAGACCUGGACCCGGACGUGGAGCUGGAGGAUGCGGAAGAGGAGGAGGAGGAGGAGGUGAUGGCAGUGGAGGAGCAUGACAGGGAUGAUGAGGAAGACCUACUGGAUGACUUAUCCCUGGAAAGCAUGUGUGGUUCUGAGCAUGCCCAGCUGGGGGAAGAUGGACAGCGACCACCACGGUGCACUUCAACUACCUCAUCUCAGUCUGAGCCUUCAGAGCAGCUUAGGCACCACCAAGGCAAGAUCCUAGCCUCUGAGGACCCCAAAAAGAAGAGAGCCCAGAAGCCCUCUCACAUGAGGAGAAACAUAAGAAAGCUACUCCGGGAGGAUCAGUUGGAGCCUGUUACCAAAGCAGCACAGCAGGAAGAGUUGGAAAGGAGGAAGCGCCUGGAACAGCAGAGGAAAGAUUAUGCAGCUCCCAUUCCUACUGUUCCCCUGGAGUUCCUCCCUGAGGAAAUUGUCUUAAGAGCAAGUGAUGGUCCUCAAUUGCCUCCUCGGGUCUUGUCCCAGGAAGUCAUUUGCUUGGACAGUAGCAGUGGCAGUGAGGAUGAAAAAAGCAGUCGAGAUGAGGUGAUUGAACUGAGCUCUGGAGAGGAGGAUACUCUGCACAUUGUAGACAGCAGUGAGUCUGUUAGCGAGGAGGACGAGGAAGAGGAGAAGGGUGGCACUCAUGUGAAUGAUGCCUUAAACCAGCAUGAUGCUCUUGGGCGAGUCCUCGUCAACCUCAACCACCCUCCAGAGGAGGAGAAUGUCUUCCUGGCCCCACAGUUGGCAAGAGCUGUGAAACCUCAUCAGAUUGGUGGGAUCCGGUUCCUGUAUGAUAACUUGGUGGAGUCCCUGGAGAGGUUUAAGACCAGUAGUGGCUUUGGCUGUAUCCUAGCCCACAGCAUGGGUCUGGGGAAAACUUUGCAAGUGAUCUCCUUCAUUGAUGUUCUUUUUCGCCACACGCCAGCCAAAACCGUCCUUGCCAUUGUGCCGGUUAAUACCCUCCAGAAUUGGCUGGCAGAGUUCAACAUGUGGCUCCCAGCUCCUGAAGCCCUUCCAGCUGACAACAAGCCCGAAGAAGUCCAGCCUCGGUUUUUUAAAGUUCACAUUCUGAACGAUGAGCACAAGACAAUGGCAUCUCGUGCUAAAGUGAUGGCUGAUUGGGUCUCAGAGGGAGGGGUGCUGCUGAUGGGGUACGAGAUGUACAGACUUCUCACUUUGAAGAAAUCCUUUGCUACAGGUAGACCUAAGAAAACCAAGAAACGCUCUCACCCUGUUAUCAUUGAUCUGGAUGAGGAAGAUCGACAGCAGGAGUUUCGGAGAGAGUUUGAGAAGGCCUUAUGCCGCCCUGGUCCUGAUGUGGUAAUCUGUGACGAGGGACACCGCAUCAAAAACUGCCAGGCCAGCACUUCCCAGGCUCUGAAGAACAUACGCUCUCGCCGCCGGGUGGUGCUGACCGGGUACCCCCUGCAGAAUAACCUCAUCGAGUACUGGUGCAUGGUGGACUUCGUGCGCCCAGACUUUCUGGGCACACGGCAAGAAUUCAGCAACAUGUUUGAGCGCCCAAUCCUGAAUGGUCAGUGUAUUGACAGCACACCUCAGGAUGUCCGCCUCAUGCGGUAUCGGAGUCAUGUCCUGCACAGCCUCCUGGAGGGGUUUGUGCAGAGGAGAGGUCACACUGUGCUGAAGAUUCAUCUCCCUGCCAAGGAAGAGAAUGUGAUCCUGGUGCGACUCUCUAAGAUCCAGAGAGAUUUGUAUACACAGUUCAUGGACCGCUUCCGAGACUGUGGGAGCAGUGGCUGGCUGGGGCUGAACCCUCUCAAGGCUUUCUGUGUGUGUUGCAAGAUCUGGAAUCAUCCUGAUGUGUUGUAUGAAGCCCUUCAGAAGGAGAGCCUGGCCAAUGAGCAAGACCUAGAUGUAGAAGAGCUCGGCUCAGCUGGGACCAGUGUCCGCUGCCCACCCCAGGGAACAAAAGUCAAAGGCGAGGAUAGCACUUUGGUUUCCUCGGUGGGAGAGGCCACCAAUAGCAAGUUCCUCCAAGGAGUUGGCUUCAACCCUUUCCAGGAGCGAGGCAACAAUAUUGUUACAUAUGAAUGGGCUAAGGACCUUCUGACUAACUAUCAAACUGGAGUCUUAGAGAACUCUCCCAAGAUGGUACUCCUUUUCCAUUUGAUUGAGGAAAGUGUGAAGCUUGGGGACAAGAUCCUUGUGUUCAGCCAGAGCCUGUCCACCUUAGCUCUCAUUGAGGAGUUCCUAGGGAAACGAGAAGUUCCCUGUCUGCCUGGCAUAGAGGGGCAAGGAGCACAGAAGUGGGUUCGAAAUGUCAGCUACUUCCGGCUGGAUGGUAGCACCCCUGCCUUUGAGAGGGAGCGGCUCAUUACUCAGUUCAAUGACCCCAGCAACCGAAGCACCUGGCUAUUCCUUCUCUCUACGAGGGCUGGAUGCUUGGGUGUGAAUCUGAUUGGUGCCAACCGAGUGGUGGUAUUCGAUGCUUCCUGGAAUCCUUGCCAUGAUGCCCAGGCAGUAUGUCGAGUAUACCGUUAUGGCCAGAAAAAGCCCUGCUACAUCUAUCGCCUGGUGGCUGAUUACACUCUUGAAAAGAAGAUCUAUGACCGUCAGAUCUCCAAGCAGGGCAUGUCAGAUCGAGUGGUAGAUGAUCUAAAUCCAAUGCUGAACUUUACUCGGAAGGAAGUAGAAAACCUACUGCACUUUGUUGAAAAGGAGCCAGCUCCCCAAGCAUCCUUGAACAUAAAGGGGAUCAAGGAGUCAGUGCUGCAACUUGCCUGUCUGAAGUACCCUCACCUCAUCACCAAGGAGCCUUUUGAGCAUGAAUCAUUGCUCCUCAACCGAAAGGAUCACAAGCUGACCAAGGCUGAGAAAAAAGCAGCCAAAAAAAGCUAUGAGGAAGACAAACGCACAUCAGUCCCCUAUACUCGCCCAUCAUAUGCACAAUAUUACCCUGCCAGUGACCAGAGCCUGACCAGCAUCCCUGCCUUCAGUCAGAGGAACUGGCAGCCAACACUGAAGGGUGAUGAAAAGCCUGUGGCCAGUGUUCGUCCUGUACAGUCCACCCCCAUCCCCAUGAUGCCGCGGCACGUCCCACUUGGGGGCAGUGUGAGCUCUGCCUCCAGCACAAAUCCAUCCAUGAACUUCCCGAUCAACUACUUGCAGCGAGCAGGAGUUCUUGUCCAGAAAGUGGUCACUACAACAGAUAUUGUUAUUCCUGGACUAAACAGCUCCACAGAUGUUCAGGCAAGAAUUAAUGCUGGUGAGAGCAUUCAUAUCAUCCGUGGGACAAAAGGGACAUACAUCCGUACCAGUGAUGGGCGGAUCUUUGCUGUCCGGGCAACUGGCAAACCAAAGGCCCCUGAAGAUGGUCGGAUGGCUGCCUCAGGUUCCCAGGGGCCUUCUCAUGAGUCCACAAGCAAUGGCAGACACAGUGCCUCAUCACCCAAAGCUCCAGACCCUGAUGGGCUGGCCAGGCCUGUCUCUCCUGACAGCCCGGAGAUCAUCAGUGAGCUCCAGCAGUACGCAGAUGUGGCUGCUGCUCGGGAAUCCCGGCAGAGCUCCCCAAGCACCAACGCCACCCUACCUGGCCCCCCAGCCCAACUCAUGGAGACCAGUGCUGUUCCUGGGACAGCUCUUGGAACUGAGCCACGGCUUGGGGGUCAUUGCCUCAAUAGUUCCCUCUUGGUGACUGGCCAGCCCUAUGGUGGCAGGCACUCAGUGCUGGACUUAAGGGGCCACAAACGAAAGUUGGCCACUCCACCUACCGCCCAGGAGUCAUCCCGCCGGCGGUCCAGGAAAGGCCAUUUGCCAGCCCCCAUGCAGCCGUAUGAACACGGGUAUCCAGUCUCUGGCGGUUUUGCCAUGCCACCUGUCUCCUUAAACCAUAACCUCACCACCCCCUUCACCUCCCAGGCAGGGGAGAACUCCCUGUUUAUGGGUAGUACCCCAUCCUACUACCAGCUGUCCAAUUUGCUGGCAGAUGCCCGCCUGGUGUUUCCAGUGACUACUGACCCUCUGGUGCCAGCAGGCCCUGUCAGUUCCUCUUCCACGGCUACCUCAGUCACUGCCAGCAACCCCUCCUUCAUGCUCAACCCCUCUGUACCAGGGAUACUCCCCAGCUAUUCACUCCCUUUCUCACAACCACUCCUGUCCGAGCCGAGGAUGUUUGCGCCUUUUCCUUCCCCUGUUUUGCCCAGCAACCUCUCACGGGGCAUGUCUGUCUACCCUGGCUACAUGUCCCCACAUGCAGGCUACCCAGCUGGUGGCCUUCUCCGGUCCCAGGUGCCUCCAUUUGACUCACAUGAGGUUGCUGAGGUGGGCUUCAGCUCCAAUGAUGAUGAGGAUAAGGAUGACGAUGUGAUAGAAGUCACUGGGAAAUAGCUGGGAAGCCCCUCCCCACCUCAUUUGGGGGUUCCAGCAGUUUGCCCACCAUGCUGGAAAACAGUGAUCUGGGCUCCUGAGAAUAGGAUACUUGGCAAGAUGGAAAAGGAAGAAGACAAAGAAGAAUAGUUGGCUAGAGUGGCAGAGCUCUGUUGCUGUUUAACAAAAAAGGCAAAAAAAAAAAAAAAAAAAAAUUUCAACAGAGCAGCAAUAGCAGGAAAUCAGGGACCCAAAACUGGGAUGGGGGGGGUGGGUAGGGUAGCUGCCUGCCUCUCUUCCUUCCUGCCUAGCUUUUGCUGUCUGCUUGCUGUUUUGCCCACCUGAGUGUAGAAGCUCAUAUCCCCUUUCUGGCUUUGGGAACAUUCUCUCCCAGUAGAGCUACCUUACCAGGUGACUAGCUUGGCCUGGGGAGGGGAGGGGCGGAGGAAGGGCGGGAAGGUGAGUGAGACAAGGAGGGUGGGCAGAGGGAGCAGACUGAGAUCCUGUGUGAAGUGGGGUCUUUUUAGGGUUUGGGAAGGAAGCAGACCAGGUAUGUGUGAGUGUAUGUGCGAGUGUUAAGUGUGUGUGUAACAUGGCAGGGUGAGUUGGGAGGGGAGGGAGGGAAGAAGUAAGGGGAAAUUUAAAAAAAUGAAUUUAUCUUUUUUAAAAUGGAAAUCAAGAGUGUGGUGGUUCAUGGCAACUAUUACUGGAACAUCCAGGUGAGCCCAGAAGAGCCAUGGAAGUCGCACGUUUCCUUCUAGCUGGGUGAAAAGAAGGCUCAGCUAACUCAAGUCGCUGGUUUUCAGAGCCACAUUUGUUUUAGAAUUUGGGGAAAACUAUGAGAGAACAUGGGCAUUACCAAUCUCUGUCUCUUUCCCCAUGUCCAUCUCUGAGCAGAUCUCCCCUCCUCAGUGAGAGGGAAAAGCACUGCAGUGUGAGGGAGAGGUCAUGGAGUUGUGGCUGGAAGACAUUAUUCACAAGGGCGGAACUAAACCCCCAGCUGCCUAUCGUGGUGGCCUUUCCUCUUCUUUCCUCCUUCCACGUUAGAGAGCUCCAUGUUAAUUUAUUUCUUAUGGGAAAUUAUUUAUUAUUUGGAUUUUUGAUGUGUCUUUUUUUUUUUUUUUUUUUUUUUUUUUUUGGUGGUGGUGGUGGGAGGUUUGGGAUAUAGAGGGUGGGAGGUAGAGAGGGAAAUUGUAAGAUAUUCUGGACCCCAUAGCUCCUGGUGAAAAAAUAUCCUGGGUGGAUGCUGAAUUGACCAGGAAAAGAGGAUCAGCCAGGGGUUAAACAGCCAUGUUUUGGGUCUCGGGGUGUGAGAGAAUCUUGAGACUGGUGCUGAGACUCAUUCCACAGAGAUCCAAAACUUGGGAUCAUGGAGUUUGUUUGCUAUUGGGAAAUAAAUGACCCCCAAAUAUGGAGCUGUGUCUUCAGAUGAUCUUAGAGGGCAGCUCUCUAUGCUGAAUAGUGGAACUGUAGGUAUGCAGCUGCUGAGUUGGGGGAGUGGAUGAUUGAUUCCUGUUAGGAAUCAAUAGCUUCCCCAGCUUGUCAGGUAAACAUUGUAGGUCUGGUGUCUGCUGCCUCCAUCUUGGAAGGAGCCAGAAGGAACCUUUCCUCUGUAGCAGCCUUAGGUCUGGCUUUUGUCUUAGAAGAACAGGAACACAGUAUUCAUUCUGGUAUUUUCUUCUUUGCUGACAAUGCCAGGGAAGGGGCAUCUAGUACUUAAGCAUAACACUGGCUGUCUUCUAUUGGUGUAUACUGUUGUUCCCUUUCACACUCACUCUCUCUCUCUCUCUCUCUCUCUCUCUCUCUCUCUCUCUCUCUCUCUCAUAUUUUGCCAGGUAGCUCUUUCUGAUGAACAAAUUUUGGCUGGCUUUAGAGCCACCUACCCAUGGCUUCUCUCUUGAUUGGGCAUUUGCUGCACCUGCCUCUUCCUAGCCCAGGUGAUUGGCAGCUUAACCUCCUGUACCUCUUUUGAUCAGCUUGUUUCUCCAUUGUUGGGGACCCUUAGUAUACUCGGGGGUAUUGUUCCUAGUAAAGAGACCAGGAGAUGGCUGCUGUGUGUGUAUAUAUGUGUCUGUGUGUAUGUCUGUGUCUGUGUGUCUACCCAUGUUUGUAUGCUGUCCAGUAACACCAAAAGUGGAAUUUAAGAAGCUUUCUUUGUUUUCAUAAGCACUCUGUCAGACCCUUAACUCUUCUACUGAUAGAAGCCUUAGAUAUACAAUAUAGCUAUGCAAAUUGUUUUAAUAAUUUUUAAAUAGCAGUUCCAACUAGUGCUUUCUCUGGCCAGAUGCAUCCCAGUGAUGGAUGGUAAAGGGUUUCACCAACUGGAGUGGGCUCUCAGGUUGAGGCUAGUGCAGUAGUAGUGAGUUAGUCUGGAUUUACAAUUAGAACACAUUCAGAACCUGGGUUACAUUAAUACUUCUUGGCCCCUGGAGCACAGGGAUCCCAGAGAGGGGUGCGUGCGUGUGUGGGUGUGUGUGUGUGUGAUCUGAGGAAAGAUAUAGUUACUAGAGGGACAGGCCUUUGACGUUGCCAGAAAGUAAAUGGGUGUUUGGAGAGCAGUGCUUCUGUGCUACCUACCUAGUAGUUCCAGAGCGGGAGUCUUCCCUUCAGUCAGUAAAGGCCAUAAUUCUGGAAGACCGACCUGUCUGUCUAGAAAAGGGUUUCUCUGAUUUUGUGCAGCUCCUGUUGUGCAGGGCUACAGGUAAGAUGAUGGGAAAUUGAUGUGCAACCAGUUCCUUUUUAAAUGAACCUGAAAACAUACUGAUUCUCUGAUUUUCCUCUUGUUCUCUUUAUGUGUGCUGGUGGGCAAAUCUGUGAGCACACAAAACAUCUAAGGAAGCAGGAAGUAAGUGUCUUGGAGCUUGAGCACCUUGUUUUAAUUUCCUUGAUCAGAAACACUUGGUGGUUCUGCUGCUUAUUAUCCAGGCCUGAUAGACAGGUGGAAUGCUGACGGUUUGGGAAAGGCCGAUCAAGCUUAGGCAUUUUCGCUCAUCUUCCAUGGCAUAUUGUCAAGGGGGUCUCAAGUUCAUACAUCUGGGGUGGCCUAAGUUCUUACCUUGGGGAACAUUAUACUAAGUGAUUUGGGAUUAUUGUAUGCAAUGAUGGUUGAUUUCUUUUUCUUAAUGUCUGUGUGGAUAAAGACUGCUGGCUAGCUAUUUAAGAAAGGAAGUAAGUGAACUCCAUUGGAUCAGAUCUUUAUCAGAAGAUUGGAAAUUAGUGAAGCCCUUUUCCUUUAGACUUGUGAUGCAUAGCAUUUAUCUCAUCUCCUCACUCAUCAAUUUUCCUGGUCCUUGGAACUUUCUUGCCUAGGAAUUAAUGUGUAAACUCUAUACUCAUGAUUCAUAACUCCCACUUCAGGAGCAUGAAGCAAAGAGCUGCAAUAAGUCUUGCUGAUUAGUUGAAACAACCAAAUUUCAGCUAUCUGGGUGGGACUGUCAUUAGCCAGUUGUCAUCAGAGGACGGCUCUCUGUGUCGUUUGUUUAAGGCUAGCAUUCAUUGCUCUGGAACUGUCUUCAUCCCAUGAGGAAGGUCCUCUGGGGCUUUACAUUCCUUAUUCUGCUGUUCCUAUGAUAUGACCUCCUGCUUCUCAAGUUCCUUUUGAUUUCUCAGAUGACCACACUCUUCCUUGUGAGCCAUGGUCUUCACUCAGCUAGGUGAUUCUUCCCCUACCAAAGUUCUGAAAGGUCAUAACUCCCUCAAGGUACCCCCAGAAGACUUUCUGUCCUUCUGCUUACUAUGCCCUGGAAAUCAGCACCUCAAGGCCUAUUUGAGAAUGCUGCACUCUCUGUUGCUCACCUUUAGAUUCAGUUUCCCUCCUACUAACUCUUCUCUUCACCCUGUGUAUUCCACUGUGACUUCCUCAGUGUCUGCUCUGUGCCACUAGCUUGGCUCUAGACCUUUUAAGAAUACCUGAGUCUUACAACGAUGAACUUCAGCAGGCAGUUCUACCUUCUUUGCUCUUCAGGGACCCAAGUCUGUUCCUUUCCCCUCUUUGCAGGUAUACUUGAUGUAGUCACUUAGUGUGGUGGGGAGAGGUAGCCAGGUAGGCUGUGAUCUGCAGUGCAGAGGGAUUGGGAAGGAGCAGUUUGGGUAAUUUGCUACCACUACUGGGGAUGGUAUUCAGAUGAAAGGGGCACUUCAUACUGUGACCUAACCCAGGACCCUCCCUGGAAGAGAGAGCUCAGUCCAGCUGUGUGAGUAUGUGAGUGUGUGCGCUCAGGUGCACCUGAUAUAAAAUGACUAAUAUCUGGUUGCAUUACUCAGGGUGGGCUGGGGACUCACCAGAAAAAGCCCCUAAGCCUUCCCCAGACAGACCUUUUUCUUGUACCGGAGAAGGUCCAGGUGGGUUGAGGGGGUCUCAACGAUGGAUAACCACUAAGGCCACACUGCUGCCAGGGUGGGAGCGGGGAGGGAGAUGAGGUAGCCCUAAGGCCCUGGUACUUGGCUUUGGUUUUCUGUCUUCUUUCCUCAGGACGCCCCUGAGGCCUGGGACCUGUGCCUGGCUUAGAGGAGCAUCUGUGGCUGGGCAGUCCAGCUGCUGGUGUGAUCAUGGGCUUCCCUCCUCUCUCAGCAGGGCAGGCGCUUCUGCCGCAGAGACUGGGCAACUGGCUGUUUCUAUAACAUAUUUAUUUUUACUUGUGUUUCAUGUCACUUUUUUAAAAAAGCAAACAGAACAAUUGUAAGUCAGUAUAACUGCCUAUCAGUUUUCUUUAUUUCUCUUUUUGUAAAAUAAAGUUUAAACUCAAGAA
Messenger RNA from Cavia porcellus (domestic guinea pig), 9727 nucleotides. It is a transcript of the gene Rad54l2, whose product is annotated as RAD54 like 2. The transcript is spliced from 24 exons. The record is from RefSeq and is a predicted model, not a curated record. Lineage: Eukaryota; Metazoa; Chordata; Mammalia; Rodentia; Caviidae. Gene Ontology annotation, cellular component: nucleus. Gene Ontology annotation, molecular function: ATP hydrolysis activity; ATP-dependent chromatin remodeler activity; ATP binding. Bases 597 to 5000 code for a protein of 1467 amino acids.